AUGGUUGUUGGGGUUGUAUCCAUCGCGGCCAAGUACAACGGAGAACUCUACAACAAGCGGCGGCUGAUGGUGGAGCUGCCGUCCAAGGGAGGCCUCCCGCUGCAGCCGAUGGGGAACUCCCGCCCCUCCAUGUCCACCAUGACCCCCCCGCUGCCCUCCAACCCGAUGACCUCAUCCCACAUGAACCAACCCAUGGCCCAGAUGAUGCCCAUGACUUCCAUGACGUCUAUGACACACAUGACCUCAAUGGCGCCCAUGACGUCGCUGUCCCACAUGCCCACGCUGACCCCCAUGACCUCCCUGGGCCCGCUGACCCCCGAGCCGGUCGCCACUUACACCACCCUCCCCACGGAGCGCCACAUGUCCGGAUCCUCUUCCGUGCUUCGUGCCAACGGGCAGAAACUGAAAAGCAUCCACACGCACCCAGCCCACAGCUCACACAGCCACUCUCACGGCCACAGUAGCAAGCCGCCGGGGAUGUCCGGAACCUCGCUGGCGCACAUGUCAGGGACUAUGCCAGGCGGGACUUCUAUGGGCAUGUCCCGGGGGAACGAAGGCGGGAUGGGCAUGGGCACCGCGACCAUGGGGAGGCCAUUUCAGUACAGUUCCAACACGAUAUCGGCCACUCCGCACUCCAUGGGGAUCAAAGGCUGGGACGGGACGGAGACGGUGGGGCGAAGGAAGGCGUACGGGCACAAGAGGCCGCAGUGCACCGUCCUCGAACCCAACCAGCUCCACGGGACGCGAGUCCAGAGCCGCAGCCAGCACUUCCUCCCCACGCAACCCUACUUCGUCACCAACAGCAAAACCGAGGUGACCGUGUGA
Molecule: messenger RNA, 825 nt
Organism: Knipowitschia caucasica
Lineage: Eukaryota; Metazoa; Chordata; Actinopteri; Gobiiformes; Gobiidae
Source: the annotation of a GenBank genome assembly